UUUUCUGUUUUGUUUUUUUGUUUUAAUUAAGAAAACUAUAUGUAUAGCAUUUUGGUUAUAUUUGUUAUAAUCCUUGAGUCUCUGAACAAAUUGAAGGGUCACUGAAUAUCAUGUAGAUGGAUUUCGGUUUGAUCUUGCCAGUGUUCUUUGUCGAGGAAUAGACGGCACUCCACUUGAUGCUCCCCCGAUUAUCAGGGCCAUUGCUAAAGAUAGUGUCUUAUCUAGGUGCAAGAUAAUUGCUGAACCAUGGGAUUGUGGAGGCCUUUAUCUUGUUGGAAAGUUUCCUAACUGGGAUCGGUGGGCAGAGUGGAAUGGUAUUUAUCGUGAUGAUAUAAGAAGAUUUAUAAAGGGUGAUGCUGGCAUGAAAGGAAGCUUUGCAACUAGAGUUUCAGGCUCUGCUGACCUUUUUAAGGUUAACAAGCGAAAGCCAUACCAUGGUAUCAACUUUGUCAUUGCACAUGAUGGCUUUACACUGUAUGACCUUGUGUCAUACAAUAAUAAGCACAAUGAUGCCAAUGGGGAAGGUGGAAAUGAUGGAAGUAAUGAUAAUUUUAGUUGGAAUUGUGGAGUUGAAGGAGAAACAUCUGAUACCAAUAUAAAGGCGAUUCGUUCAAGACAAAUGAAAAAUUUCCACCUUGCGCUGAUGAUAUCCCAGGUGUCUAAUGCAUUAUCUACCCAUGCAAUGACCAGGGUUUUAUGUGUUGCUUAACCGCAACAGAUGAUAUUCCUUUAGAGCUGUCACGAAUCCAUGAAAAAAUAGUCUCUUGGGUUUGUUUGUGUGCAUGCACAUGCGUUUUUUUUUGGGCAGCUUGGAGGAGAGAAAGUACUUUUUGCUCUGAUGUAGUUUCAUUUCUUUAUAUUGUUUAUUUUACCUUACUGCUAUGAUCCCUUUUCCCCUUAUUAGAAGACUUUAGCCGAGCCCUGCUUGCACUGGAAUACGCUUCUUUACUUCUUUGGUUGCAUAUCAUUAGGGGACUCCAAUGAUGCUAAUGGGGGAUGAGUAUGGUCAUACCCGGUAUGGAAAUAACAACAGCUACGGACAUGAUACAGCCAUUAAUCAUUUCCAAUGGAGUCAGUUGGAAGCAAGGAAGGAUGAUCACUUCCGAUUCUUCUCAGAGCUGAUAAGCUAUCGCCUGAGCCGUCAACAUUUUAGAAGAGAGAGUUUUAUUGGCAAUAAGGAUGUGACUUGGCAUGAAGAUAAUUGGGACAAUCCUGACAGUAAAUUCCUUGCAUUUACGCUCCAUGAAGGAAACGGAGGAGACAUAUAUUUGGCAUUCAAUGCGCAUCACUACUCUGUUAAAGCAACAUUACCUUCACCACCGAAUAACAAACAGUGGUACAGAGUGGUGGACACAAACCUGGAGUCUCCGAGUGACUGUGUUCGGGAUGGUGUUCCGGGCAUUGGUGGAAAAUACAACGUUGCACCUUACUCUGCAAUCCUCCUAGAAGCCAAACGUUAAUCAUGCUGGGAUUCAGUUGUUGAUAAGAUCCGGACCUAUUAUAAGUUUUUUUUUUAUAUUAUAAAAGCUUUGUUUGGUAACCGCGUUUUCAAUUAGCGUUAGCGUUUUGGAUAGAAUUUUAAUGGUGCAGAUUAAUUCUGAAAACUCUAACGCUAAAGACUACCGUUGGAUAGCCUUUUCAAAACGCAAACGCUAAUCUCUGACGCUGAUGCCAAACGGGGCCAAAGUCUGGGUUCGGAAUACGUAAUUUUGGACUCGAUGAAACCCGACUAUAUAUUGAGUACAUAAAUAAUGAAUUAGUGAUUUUAAAUUUUUUAACAAGAGAAUAGAAACAAAUAAUGUAUUUACACUUUA
Molecule: messenger RNA, 1814 nt
Organism: Cuscuta campestris
Lineage: Eukaryota; Viridiplantae; Streptophyta; Magnoliopsida; Solanales; Convolvulaceae
Source: the annotation of a GenBank genome assembly